AUGCCGGAUGUUCUGGAUCUGUACAUUGGAAUGGAGCUGCUCAUUGCCCUUUUCUCUGUCAUUGGGAAUGUUAUGGUGGUCUGGGCUGUAAGAAUCAAUCGAUCUCUCCGUGACACAACCAUUUAUUUCAUAGUCAGUUUAGCUCUGGCGGAUAUCGCAGUCGGGGCACUUGUCAUUCCUCUGGCUAUUACCAUAAGCAUCGGGCUUAAGACAAACUUUUACAGCUGUCUGCUGGUUGCAUGUACUGUACUAGUACUAACGCAAAGUUCAAUUCUCGCCCUUCUGGCUAUUGCUAUUGACCGCUAUCUGAGGGUCAAGAUACCAAUGAGCUAUAAAAGAGUGGUGACUCCAAAUCGUGCAGGCGCUGCAGUGGUGGUGUGUUGGAUGGUGGCCAUCGUAGUUGGCCUGAUGCCCAUUUUGGGCUGGAACAAUCUGGACAAGCUACAACAGACAAACGGCACAGUGGGUGUUGACCUUCUCAUAACCUGUGAGUUUGAAAAUGUCAUCAGCAUGGAGUACAUGGUCUAUUUCAAUUUCUUUGGCUGGGUGCUGCCACCACUCAUCCUCAUGUUGCUCAUCUACACUGAAAUUUUCUUCAUAAUCCACAAGCAGCUCAACAAGAAGGUCAUCACCAACCAGACAGACCCCACUCGAUAUUAUGGGAAGGAGCUCAAGCUGGCGAAAUCUCUUGCACUGGUGCUACUUUUGUUUGCUGUUAGCUGGUUGCCCCUACAUAUCCUGAAUUGCAUAACUCUCUUCUGUCCUAAUUGUGACAACUCGAUGUGCCUUCUUUAUGUGGCUAUCUUGCUCAGUCAUGGUAAUUCUGUUGUCAAUCCCAUUGUUUACGCAUUCCGCAUUAAGAAAUUCCAGAAUGCUUUUCUUAGGAUUUGGAAACAAUAUGUGUGCUGCACAGACAAUCCAUGUCUUUCACAUAGAUAG
Molecule: messenger RNA, 939 nt
Organism: Danio aesculapii
Lineage: Eukaryota; Metazoa; Chordata; Actinopteri; Cypriniformes; Danionidae
Product: adenosine receptor A1
Exons: 2
Coding region: 1-939 (312 amino acids)
Biological process (GO): G protein-coupled adenosine receptor signaling pathway
Cellular component (GO): dendrite; synapse; membrane
Molecular function (GO): G protein-coupled adenosine receptor activity
Source: RefSeq, a predicted model, not a curated record